Messenger RNA from Acipenser ruthenus (sterlet), 3599 nucleotides. RefSeq names its product RAS guanyl-releasing protein 1-like. The record is from RefSeq and is a predicted model, not a curated record. Gene Ontology annotation, cellular component: plasma membrane. The transcript is spliced from 18 exons. Gene Ontology annotation, biological process: positive regulation of GTPase activity; Ras protein signal transduction. Gene Ontology annotation, molecular function: calcium ion binding; guanyl-nucleotide exchange factor activity. The coding region runs from base 359 to 2536 and encodes 725 amino acids. NCBI's taxonomy places the organism in Eukaryota, Metazoa, Chordata, Actinopteri, Acipenseriformes, Acipenseridae.
CCACAAGCCUACAACCACCAAACUGAACUGUUCUUAACCACAAGCAUCAGGUUCACUUAAUUCACUCGAUUGUGAAAGUACUGUGUGUGCAAUUAUAUCCAACAGAGAGAGAAAGCUAAAGGAUCGUAAAGAUAGAAUAAUCUUCAUGCAUGCCCCAGUUGCAGAAACUGUCCCCCCCACUUUUGAAACCAAAGUUAUGCCACUGCUUUGAGGUCAGGAAGCAAGCCACAAUGUUGAAGGGCUAACAAGGAGGCUCUCGCAAGGAUGCCCUGCUAUCCCUAGAUUUUCACCUAUUCAGAGGCCAAACCGACACCGGAUCAAUAGGCCGAGCCUUGCCCAGAUCACUCAGGUGAAAGUAAUGAUGUCUCUUGGACAUUUAGCCAAGGGGGCCAGUUUGGACGAGCUCAUCGAGGCUUGCAUUCAGUCAUUUGAUGCAGAUGGAAGCUUGUGUCGAAGUGGUCACCUGCUGCAGAUAACAUUGACAAUGCACCGGCUGAUCAUGUCAUCAUCUGACCUGCUGGAGAAACUUGUCACUCUUUAUAAAAAUGCUUUUGGAAGUCAGAGCCCCACAGAUUGUCUAAAAAUCUGUUAUGUGAUCAGGUAUUGGAUCACUGAGUUUUGGAUAAUGUUUCAAUUGGAUUCCAACCUAACUGACACGAUGGAGCAGUUUCAAGAACUGGUCAGGGAAAACAGGGAGGAAAGACACUGCCGGUUGAUUGAUACAACGCAGAUAAAUGCCAGAGAAUGGUCCCGGAAGAUCACCCAGAGAAUAAAAGCUAACAGCAGUAAGAAGAGAAAAGUUUCCCUGCUGUUUGAUCACCUGGAGCCUGAGGAGUUGGCAGAGCACCUCACCUAUCUGGAGUUCAAGUCCUUCCGUAGGAUAACAUUUGCAGACUACCAGAAUUAUGUUGUCAAUGGCUGUGUGAAGGAAAACCCAGCAAUGGAACGCUCCAUAGCGCUGUGCAAUGGCAUCUCCCAAUGGGUUCAGCUGAUGGUGCUGAGCAGACCCACAGCACAGCUGCGGGCAGAGGUCUUCACCAAGUUCAUUAAUGUAGCUCAGAAACUCCAUGAAGUCCAGAACUUUAACACACUAAUGGCGGUGGUUGGGGGUUUAUGCCACAGCUCAAUCUCCAGACUCAAGGAAACCAGUUCACAUGUACCAAAUGAGGUCAACAAGGUACUGAAUGAGAUGACGGAGCUGCUCUCCUCCUGUAGAAACUAUGACAACUACAGGCGUGUGUACAGUGAGUGCACAGGCUUUAAGAUCCCCAUCCUGGGGGUUCACCUGAAGGACCUCAUCUCAGUGCAUGAGGCGAUGCCAGAUUAUGUGGAAGACAAGAAGAUUAAUGUACAGAAACUUCAGACACUUUAUAACCAUAUCCAUGAACUGAUAGUGCUGCAGCAGCUGGCCCCUCGCCUGGAUGCUAACAAGGACCUUGUCCAUUUGCUAACGCUGUCACUGGACCUUUACUACAGCGAAGAUGAGAUUUACGAGCUGUCCUACGGGCGUGAGCCAAGAAACAGCAAAGCACCGCCAGGGACUCCAGCCAGGCCCCCAGUAGUGUCAGACUGGGCACCUGGGGUGGCACCCAAACCGGAUCCGAAGACCAUCAGUAAACAUGUCCAGAGGAUGGUGGAUUCAGUGUUUAAAAAUUAUGACCAUGACCAGAAUGGCUACAUUUCUCAAGAGGACUUUGAGAAGAUUGCUGCUAGCUUCCCAUUUUCCUUCUGUGUAAUGGACAAAGAAAAGGAAGGACUGAUCAGUAGGGAGGAAAUCACUGCCUACUUCAUGAGGGCCAGUGUGAUCUGUUCCAAACUGGGUUUGGGGUUUAUCCACAACUUCCAGGAGACCACCUACAUGAAACCCACUUUCUGUGACAACUGUGCUGGAUUUCUCUGGGGUGUUAUCAAGCAAGGAUACAGAUGCAGAGACUGUGGAAUGAACUGCCACAAGCAAUGCAAAGACCUGGUGGCGUUUGAAUGCAAAAAGAAUGCAAAGAACACAGCAGCAGACAACAGCCCCACGUCAAGCUCCACUCCAACGGCACUCUGUACUCCAGGGGUCAGAGGUUACGGGCAUGGUUCUGAGGAUGGACAGUUCACAUACCUUAAUGGUGAAGGAGUCGAGCAUUCAGACAAAAGCAAGGAAUGGGAGCCAACUCUUGCAAGCGUAUCAGAACAGUCACACUCAGGAGAACCAAAAGCAUGGGCAGUGAACAAAAGCACCCAGACUGAAUGGCCCCAGUCCCCGGAGUCUGUGUUUUUACUACCUGCUCCACUCUCCCCCUGCCCGUCACCUCUUACUCCCUGCCCAAGCCCUGUGCCAGUCCGCAAACGAGCCUACGCAAAGUGGGAGAACAGAGCCUCGACUGUGAAGCCAACCUACGAGCAGCUGGAAAUGGAAAAAUGCACUCUUCAGAAGUCCAAUGAGACCCUGCGGCGGAAGUUAAAGGCAUCAGAACGAGAUGUUGAGGUGCUGCAAACCCUCCUCAAAAGACACACCCUCCACCCCCUGGACCCAGAAGAUUCCUCGUAAUGCUGAGAACUUUCAGUAAGAGCCCGACAAGCUGCUGCCGUCUCACAGUGACCCUGGUGUGCUUGCUCAGGCACGGACAGAACUUUUUGAAAGGUCAACCAACUAAAUGGACAUUCCAAAUGCUGUUUGUAGGCCUCGCUGCUUUAACAAGCCAGUGGUGUUUACUUGGCUUCUGUAUAUUCACAAAUGUCACAAUCAUCACAGAUACAACAAGCUGUUUUUUUUUUGGUUUUUUUUACAUUAAUAAUGUCACGUUUGGUAUCAGGUAAAUUAUUCAUGAUCUGCAAUUUACUUGUGAUUUCUCACUGUCAGUAACCGAAUGUCUGAUUACAGAAAAAUACUAUUAUUGGUAUCAUAAGUAUAAUUAUUUAGGUCAAGAAUGUUGUUUUUAUUAAUAUGAAUUUCUUGUUCCUGAUAUCCUGAAAAUACCAAUUGUAUUAGAGCUAUAGUUCUAUUAAAAACAUAUCUACAAGAACAGAUACAGCAGAGUUAUUUGAUACCAAAUAUAUAGAGUACAACAGGCUUUGUACUUACAACUGUAGCACAAAUUACUAAGUACCUUUCAUAGAAUUAAAUAUUUGUAGCAAGUCAAAUUUCAGGGUAAACUUGACCUAAUAGCAGUUUGACUUUACGUUUCAGUAUUUUGAUGAAUAACGGUUUCAAAUCUACAAUUAAAUCCUUACAUGCCUCAAUUUUGUAGUCUUGUGAAAACUUCAAACAUAUCAAACUGUUUUAAUCUUCAUUUAUUAAUAUCUGUAUAAAAUGUAAAAUAUUCUAAAUAACCCUACCAAGGACACUGUACUCCUAUAGAUGUGUAUUUGUAAAAAGUGAAGUUAAUGUAACAUUUUUGCCUGGAUCCUUCAGGAUCCUAUUAAUUUAAUUGGAACCAAAACUGACUUAUUACCAGUAUUUGUUGUGAUUUAGAAAAAUAUGUAAAUAUAUAAAUAUAUUGUACAGUUGUUUUAAUGUAUUGUAUUACAGACCUCUGUUUAUAUACUGUGCCUGUAACGUUGUGGAAUAUAGUGUUUUUACUGUGUUAAAUAUUCAACAAUUAAACUAUUUA